Brettanomyces bruxellensis is the source of this 408-nucleotide messenger RNA. RefSeq lists its product as uncharacterized. Gene Ontology annotation, molecular function: RNA binding. Gene Ontology annotation, biological process: mRNA splicing, via spliceosome; nuclear-transcribed mRNA catabolic process. The transcript has a single exon. Gene Ontology annotation, cellular component: spliceosomal tri-snRNP complex; U2-type prespliceosome; U6 snRNP. The record is from RefSeq and is a predicted model, not a curated record. NCBI's taxonomy places the organism in Eukaryota, Fungi, Ascomycota, Pichiomycetes, Pichiales, Pichiaceae. Bases 1 to 408 code for a protein of 135 amino acids.
AUGGAAGGAAGGCGUAAUAACAAUGACUCGGGUCGAUCAUCAUAUGGUCGCCAACAAAAUAAUCGAAAUGGUGGUCAUAAAAGGCAUGAAAGGUUUGAAGGACCAAAGAGAGAAGCAAUUCUCAAGCUACAGAACUAUUUGAAUCAAGAAAUAAUUGUGAAUUUAUCAGGUGGACGAGAGGUUGAAGGUAAAUUAACUGGUUUCGAUCAGUUGAUGAAUCUCGUCUUGGAAGACACGGUUGAAAAACUAAGGGAUGUUAAUGAUAGAACAAAAUUCACUGGAAGCACAAGAAAGUUGGGUAAAAUAAUUAUAAGAGGUCCAUUGUUAUUGGCAAUCUCGCCAAAAGAUGGUUUUGAGAUGAUUUCGAACCCAUUCGUGUCUGAGUCGAGUCAAGAGAAGAUUUUAUAG